AUGUCGUCAGAUGACAGAAGAUCCAAGAGUCGGGACAGGUUCUGCGAUGAUGCCCCGGUGACCCUGGGCCAUCAGGAUGGCAGCAUAGGAACACUGCAGAGUCUCCACAGCAGCCAGCUGGCUGUGAGCGCUGAUCCUUUGCCACCACCCCCUCUCCCGUUACAGCCACCCUUUGGCCCAGACUUCUGCUCAAGUGACACAGAGGAACCAGCCAUCGCACCAGAUCUCAAACCCGUAAGGCGCUUUGUCCCUGACUCUUGGAAGAACUUCUUCAAAGGGAAGAAAAAGGACCCAGAAUGGGAUAAACCAGUAUCUGACAUCAGAUACAUCUCCGAUGGAGUGGAGUGUUCACCUCCAGCCUCUCCACAAAGAUCAAAGCACCCUUCAUCCCUCAACUCCUGCCAGGGUCCUUACGGAGGGUCUUUCAGUUCCCAGAAGGAGGCUGAUGCAAUGCUUCCCCACGAUCCCUAUGGAUCUCUAGGUCGACACACACAAACAGCUCGAACGUACAGUGAGAAGGUGGAAGAGUAUAAUCUGAGAUAUUCCUAUAUGAAGUCUUGGGCAGGUCUGCUGAGAAUUCUGGGUGUUGUGGAGCUGCUUCUGGGUACAGGCGUCUUUGCUUGUGUCACAGCUUACAUUCACAAGGACAACGAGUGGUAUAACUUGUUUGGAUAUUCACAGCCCUUUGGUGUUGGAAGCGUUGGUGGCCUGGGCAGUAUGUAUGGGGGCUAUUACUACAGUGGCCCUAAGACUCCUUUUGUACUCGUGGUUGCUGGUUUAGCUUGGAUCGCCACCAUUAUUGUUCUGGUUCUUGGCAUGUCCAUGUAUUAUCGUACUAUUCUUUUGGACUCUAAUUGGUGGCCCCUGACUGAAUUUGGAAUUAAUGUUGCCUUGUUUAUUUUGUAUAUGGCUGGAGCCAUAGUCUAUGUGAAUGAUACCAACCGAGGUGGACUCUGCUACUAUCCAUUAUUUAAUACACCAAUGAAUGCAGUGUUCUGUCGAGUAGAAGGGGGACAGAUUGCAGCGAUGAUCUUCCUAUUUGUCACCAUGAUUGUGUAUCUCGUUAGCGCUUUGGUCUGUCUCAAGUUAUGGAGACAUGAGGCAGCUCGGAGACAUAGAGAAUACAUGGAACAACAGGAGAUAAAUGAACCAUCAUUGUCAUCAAAAAGGAAAAUGUGUGAAAUGUCUACUAGCUGUGACAGACAAAGAGACCCAGAAGUUAACUUCAAAGAAUCGGAAAAGCCACACAUGAAGACUGGACUUCUACAGAGUGGUCACAUCCCCUCGGGCCACAUCCCUAAGCCCAUCGUAAUGCCUGACUAUGUGGCAAAAUACCCCGUGAUUCAGACAGAUGAUGAACGAGAACGCUAUAAAGCUGUGUUCCAAGACCAGUUUUCAGAAUACAAAGAGCUCUCAGCGGAAGUUCAUGCUGUCCUGAGGAAGUUUGAUGAGCUGGAUGCAGUGAUGCGCAGGUUGCCCUAUCAUUCAGAAAAUCGAGAGGAACAUGAGAGAAUUUCAAGAAUCCAUGAAGAGUUUAAGAAAAAAAAGAAUAAUCCUACGUUUCUGGAAAAGAAAGAACGCUGUGAUUACCUGAAGAAUAAACUUUCUCACAUAAAGCAAAGAAUUCAAGAGUAUGAUAAAAUAAUGAAUUGGGACAUACAAGGUUAUUCUUAA
Orycteropus afer afer is the source of this 1674-nucleotide messenger RNA. RefSeq names its product MARVEL domain containing 2 (gene MARVELD2). The record is from RefSeq and is a predicted model, not a curated record. The coding region runs from base 1 to 1674 and encodes 557 amino acids. Gene Ontology annotation, cellular component: bicellular tight junction; apical plasma membrane; cytoplasmic vesicle. Gene Ontology annotation, biological process: bicellular tight junction assembly. Lineage: Eukaryota; Metazoa; Chordata; Mammalia; Tubulidentata; Orycteropodidae. The transcript is spliced from 6 exons.